CAGCUUAUGUGAAGUACGUGUAUAUAAAAAUAAAUUAUAUUGUCGCCGACUUUAUGCAAUAAGAGUGCUGGAUGUGUGUGAAUGUCGUGAAAGACAAGCAGUUGUAAUCGGAGUACUCAAUUUGAAUAUGUCGUUUACAGAUAUGCGGAAGCAGGCUCGACAGCUGGAAAAUGAGAUUGACCUGAAACUUGUGUCAUUCAGUAAAUUAGGCACAGGUCAUGGGCCAAUAGGGUACAAGUCUGACAGUACUGACACUGUUCCAUUGCUGAGUGGUGAGCACAUGUUUGAAACGAUGGCUCUUGAAAUUGAACAACUUUUGGCCAAGUUAUCUGUGCUUAAUGAGAGACUUGGUGAGAUCUCAUCGACACAGGCCGCUCCGCCAAGCUCAGCACUACAGCACACAUUGCAGCGUCACCAGGAGAUUUUGCAAGAUUACACGCAAGAGUUCCGAAAGACUCAGGCCAAUUACAGGGCACGCAGAGAGAGGGAAGACCUUCUCAAUACUGUCCGUAAAGAUAUUGACAACUACAAGACUUCAUCAGGGUUAAACAGAAGGAUGGAUAUGUAUUUGAAAGAAAAUGAACAUGUUCGAAGUUCUGACCGGCUACUGGAUGAACAGAUCAACAUUGCUGUAGACACCAGAGAUCACCUUGUGUCUCAGCGUCUCACAUUUAAACGCUUACAGACCAAGAUUAACGACAUCUCUAAUAGAUUUCCUGUUGUCAAUAGUUUGCUUCAAAGAAUUAACAUUCGCAAACGAAGGGAUUCUAUUAUUCUUGGCCUCGUUGUAGGAGUUUGUACGGUAUUGCUCCUGAUGUAUGCAUUCCAUUAGAACCAUCAUGGCUGUGCCUGUAUCCAGGUUCUGAACAAGACCAGAAUCGAAUCUGAGCCCUGGAAUAAGUUUGCAGCAUCCUUUAUGAAUGGCUAUUGAAUCGGUUGGAUCCGGUUUUGUGUUCCAGUUUCCUUCCUGUUGUGUUCCACCAAGAACCACAUACUCUUCACUGGCACAACAGAACAGAACACGUAACGCGUGUAUAUACAUAUAUAUUUGGAUAUAUGCAUAUGUGUAUGUUACUAUUAUGUCAUUUCAGAAUGUCAUUUUUGUCUUACCUUAUCUAAUAAUACUUAGUAACAUAAUUUAAGUUAAAUGUUGAAAAGUUAUCAUGUAAAGAUCAAGUUAUGCUUCUUGGUUUUAUGUUUAUAUGCGUAAAUAUAUCUAAAACAUUUUAAUCUUCAUUUAUUAGGCAUCCAUAUUUGACAAUGGUCUAUAUUGUCCCAACGCUGCAUACACCUAGUAUAGACUUACUUUGGUAUAAUGUAAUUUCCUUCGUCUUUGUCUUCUAAAACUGCGUGGAACACCCAUGGUGCUUUCACCUGAAUAUAUGCAAAAGUAGUUCUGUUAGUUCUUUAUUCAUGUAUUAUUUUUUCCAACCUCAGUAGCAGCAAAUGGGUGUUGAGUUUAUAGUAUUUCAUGGACUGUUGUGAGGAUGGAUUGACUUUCUUAUGAACAUAUUAGCAUGCAGAGAAGUAUGUUCAUGAGCCUACUGCACUUCUAGAACCUUUUGAUGCUAUAUAGUCUAAACUACUGAAAAAGCAUCAUCAAAUAAACUAUAAAUAAAUUAUAGAAUCUUGUUUAACUUCCUUGA
This is a messenger RNA of Zootermopsis nevadensis, 1646 nucleotides long. RefSeq names its product golgi SNAP receptor complex member Gos28 (gene Gos28). Lineage: Eukaryota; Metazoa; Arthropoda; Insecta; Blattodea; Termopsidae. Gene Ontology annotation, molecular function: SNAP receptor activity. Gene Ontology annotation, biological process: vesicle fusion; inter-Golgi cisterna vesicle-mediated transport; endoplasmic reticulum to Golgi vesicle-mediated transport. The record is from RefSeq and is a predicted model, not a curated record. Gene Ontology annotation, cellular component: Golgi membrane; SNARE complex; cis-Golgi network.